Messenger RNA from Mobula hypostoma (lesser devil ray), 4253 nucleotides. RefSeq lists its product as uncharacterized. The record is from RefSeq and is a predicted model, not a curated record. The transcript is spliced from 5 exons. The coding region runs from base 201 to 1664 and encodes 487 amino acids. Lineage: Eukaryota; Metazoa; Chordata; Chondrichthyes; Myliobatiformes; Myliobatidae.
UCCACUUCCACCUCCACCUCACCACCCACAAGUUCACAGGUCGGGGAGUGAGUGCCCGCACAGAAAUGAAAGUGAAAGAGAAACGGGGGGAGAGAGAGAGAGAGAGAGAGAGAAUGCGGGAGUGGGUGGUGAAGGUGCGGUGAAGAUUGUGGGGUAUCUCUCACUACACAUACGCCGAACCAGGAAGAGCCCCUUGCCCCAUGAUGGGCUCCCAGGAGCAGCUGAAGAUCGACGUGCUACUACUGCUGUUUCAGCAGCCAGCCGGCCUGCCUAUCGCCAGCCUCCCAUACCAGUUCCUGCUCUUCCAUGGCCGCCAGCUUGACCUGCAGGCCCAUGGCUACCCCUCACUCGAUGCGUUGCUCACUGACAUGUCCAGCAUGGUGGAGUUGAGGAGCGUUGGCAGUGGUGGCGUGCCCUACAGCCUCAGGCUCCUGCUCCGUGUCCCAGGCCAGGUGGAGGAGCCCCACCGACCACAGGCCCUGGCUCCGGCCUCCAAGCAACCCCAGCCUUGGCUUCUCAGUGUCCCAGUAAUCCAGCGGUGGCCCCGCUUUCCCCACUAUGUCCCUGUCCAGCCUCUCCGCUGGGCCCCGCCAACCAGGAGGGCAGGUUCAGCUGCAGCUGCAGCUCCAGUGAGGCCAUUAAUGAAGCAGAAGGAGGAAGCAGGAAAACCCAGCAGCACAGAUCACAGCCCUGUGGUUCCGGGCAAGGAGGCAGCCCCCAUGGCCAAUGGGGAGAGGGAGAUUCCAAUGACCUACAGCGAGGUACUGAAGUCAGGAGGGCUAGCUGGAGGCAGGAGCCUGGUAGGGUGCAAGCCCAAGAUCAGGCCAGGGCUUCAGGCCUACAAAGCAGGUGAUCCAGCAGCCCAAAGCCAAGACAGGAGUUCAGCCAGCAGGAGAGCAGAGGAGCAGAAGGUGUGCCCAAGAGGUUUGUUACCGGAUUGUCCUGUUAAGGAAUGGCUGUUAUCAGUGCUGAAGACUCGGGGAUACCGUGACGGCCUCUAUACCCGUAAGCUGGCCAGUCUCUGCCUCAAACAGCAGUGCAUGGAGCUCUCGGCUUUCCUUUCUGAGAAUCGCUACGGCUCGCUUGACGAGCUGCUCUCCUGUGUCCCAGAGGUGGAGAUGGUGCCGGGUUGCGUUCAUCACGGUGACUAUGUAAUCCGUCUGCGGGCCGGUACCAAAUUGGAUGGGGGAGCUGACCCUGGUAGGGGGCCAUCACUCACCAAGGAUAGCCCCUCGGCCCAUCUGCAUCAUGCUGAACCAGAUUCCUCAUUUCCACAGCCAGCUGCAUCCCCAGAAGUCACUGAGAGCAUCCCGGAGAGAGUGUCCCUGCUCCUGGCACGAUACCCAGAGGGUCUCAGCACCUUCCAGCUGCGUCAGGCAUACCGAGAGACCUAUCAGCGGGGCCUGGCUGUGGAAGGGCAUCCCAGCCUCAGCACCCUGCUGGCAGCCAUGGGCAGUACUGUGUCUAUCCGCGGUCUGGGGGUCCAGGCUCGCCUCUUCCCACGUGGAGCACCUGGAUGCAGUAUGCUUGCCGAGCCUGAGACCACUCCACGCCAGCGAGAUGGUGAUGGGAAGUCCAUGGGGAACGGGCAAUUGGCCGCAGAGCUGCCAGAGUGGACCGUCACCGAGACGGGAUUCUAUGCCUCGGUGGGCUUGUCCCCCUGACCAUUGUGAUCAGUCUUCCCCACUGCCAAGGGAGACAGACAACAGGAAUAUCCGGGUCAUAUAGAACAGAAGUUAUGAUGCACCAAGUGUUUUGAGUGACACUGUAGCCUAUCGGUUAGCGUACUAGUACUUCAGCGACAGUGCGACAGUGACCUGGGUUUACUUCCUGCUGUUAGCUGAACGUGCUCCCUGUGACCACAUGGCUUUUGUCUGGAUGCUCUGCGUUUUUCCCACAUUUCAAAGACGUAGACUAAUUGGUCACAUAGAUUAAUUCAGCUGUGUGGGCUUGUUACUGUGCUGUAUCUCUAAAUUUAAAAAAAUUAUCCAGUUAAAGUCAUGUUAACAAGUGCUUUUUAAUCUACCGACGUAAUGGCCCGUUAAAAUUUCUUCACACCUCGGUGCUAAAUUCUGUCAUGUUGUGAUCACUCUUCUCCGAGGCUGGGUGAUCAUCGGAUCAUAGAGUCAGAGAGCAGGGCCUCCAAAUGGAACCCAACAUGUGCUUUGACGUUCAACGUCCUCCAGCUCUGCCUGUCCUUGUCCAUUCAGAAGGAUUCUUCAUUGCUGUUUCCAUAACAGUUUUGUUUUUUUUUUAGCCAGUUAGGGUUGUUAGCCCCGAGCUGAACUCUAAACCUGCAGGACUGGUGGACCACCUCAUCUGCUCUUUGACCUGUUUGGCAAGCCCUGACUCCAGCCAGCAGAGCUCGCCGGGUCACUGAGGCACACAGGUCUCCAAAUCACAACAAAGUCGUGGUCCUCUUGGAGGGUGCUGUUAAUGCUAGAGCGUAACUCAAUAUUUAUUAGGAAAUGUAGAGGAGGCUUGAUCCAAAAUCAUGAUUUAGCAAAAAACAAUAACUUUAAUAAGCAACCACAAAAUAACGAACUAUGAGAGGGCACCAAACGAAAGAGAACAGAGACUAAACAUAACAGGCAGCAAGGUGAACUUUAGGAAGGGAACUGAAGGCUGAAGCAACUAGUUGAGGCCAGCUGGCUGGAUGAGUGAACGAAGACUGUGGAAGAGAACGGGGGUUAAAUAGGCUGCCGGCGGUGAAUCUCGAACGAGCGGCAGGUGAAUCCUAUUAGCUGGGUGGAGACUGAGAGGUGUCUGUAUUUGCAUUGUUAAGUUCCAUCAAGUUAUGAUCGCCCUUCCCUUAAACUUGGGUUUUAACAAGGUUAUUAGAGUCCGCACCUGCUCUGCGCAGCCGAGCAAAUUUUCUGUAACCUCGCACCAUCAUGUCUGGUUAAAGUAUAACUUCAUGCUAAGUUCUUUCACAUUGUGAUCACUCUUCCUCCCCAAGGCCAGUUGAUAACAAGAUUAUUGUGGAGCCACAGAACAGGGCCUUCGGAACUCCAAGUGGGACCAAAUAUGUGUUUUGUAAUGUUGCAAAUGAAAGUAUUCUUAAAGUUAAGUUCUAUCAGGUUAUGACCAAGAGCAGAUUAUCAUGUGGUCCCAGAGUUGUUCACUGUGGAGGUGGGCCCUUUGCCAAAUCUGAUGCCCAUCAAAACCAAUCCAUGUGCCUGAAUUUGGCCCAUAGUCUAAACCUUUCAUAUCCCUGUACCUGUCCAAGUACCUUUCAAAUGUUGUUAAUGUACCAGCCUCAACCACUUCCUCUGGCAGCUCGUUCAUAGACGAACCACCCUCUGGGUGAAAAAGUUGCCCCUGGAGUCCAUAUUAAAUCCCCCCCCCCCCUCACCUGUUACCUUCAACCUCUGCCAUCUGGUUCUUGAUUGCCCAACCCUGGGGAGAAAGUCUGUGUACAUUCACCCUGUCUGUGCCCCUCAUGAUUUUAAACACCUCUGUGAGGUCACCCCUCAGUCACCUACACUCCAAGGAAAAAGGCCAAACCAGCCCACCCACUCUGUCCAUAUCUCCCAGCAACAUCCUCGUAAGUCUCCUCUACACUCUUUCCCUUCCACUGUGGGUAGUCCCACCCCAGUCCAGAUAUUGGUACAGACAGUCUUCACUGAAUUUGGGAUCACUGGGAGACCUUGAAUGACUCUAGCAUGCUGGUAGAGUGGCUGAGAUAUAUUGGGGGCAUUUCUGGGGUCUGUGCAUGUUGAUGGGGUGGUUAAGAAGGUGUAUAGUGUGUUGGCUUUCAUUAAUCGGGGGACUGAGUUUAAGAGCCACAAGGUAAUGUUGCAGCUCUGUAAAUCUCUGAUUAGACCAGACUCGGAGUGUUGUGUUCAGUUCUGGUUGCCUCAUUACAGGAAGGAUGUGGGAGCUUUGGAGAGGGUGCAGAGGAGAUUUACCAGGAUUAGAGAGCAUGUCCUAUGAGAAAAGGUUGAACAAGCCAGGGCUGUACUCUUUGGAGCAGAGGGGAAUAAGAGGUGACUUGAUGGAGGUGUACAAGAUGAUAAGAGGCAUAGAUUGAGUGGACAGCCAAAGACUUUAUCCCAGGGCAAAACAGCCAAUGCAGGAGGGCAUAAUUUUAAGGUGAUUAGAGGAAAAUACAGGGGGAUGUUAGAGGUAGUUUUUUUUUUUACACAGAGUGGUGAGUGUGCGGAACUCGCUGCCUGGGGUGGUGGUCGGGGCGGAACCCGCUGCCUGGGGUGGUGGUCGGGGAACUCGCUGCCUGGGGUGGUGGUCGGGCG